Molecule: messenger RNA, 663 nt
Organism: Aspergillus candidus
Lineage: Eukaryota; Fungi; Ascomycota; Eurotiomycetes; Eurotiales; Aspergillaceae
Exons: 1
Coding region: 7-210 (67 amino acids)
Source: RefSeq, a predicted model, not a curated record
GUUGGAAUGAGCAUCCCUAGCGUAGUGAUGAGUGACCUCAUCACUAGAUUGGCUAUAAUAUUCAUCAUCAUCAUCAGCUGUCGUCUGCUCGCUCAUAGAUUUUAUCAACCCACACAUUCUCUUUGCAUUUGCUCAAGUGGGAGGUCUUUAGAUUACUCUGUCGCUUUACCUCUAUACGCCACAAUCUGUUGUAGGCACAUGGCUACUUGACAGUAUAUAUGUCGCAGAUCGUGGUAGAUAGGCUUGACACCUGGCAAAGCCACGGGCAACCCACAUGCAGAGCUAAUCUGGUUUAAAGUUGAGGCGUCAACUUUGACAGGAAUUGAGAUUAGCUCUUCCUUAGAAGAUACCCCCGCUGACGCCUUGCGUCAUUGCACAUUCCGGGUUUGGGAUAUCCCUUGCAUAUAUAUCUUUGUGCCUUCUGGAAUUGAAAGCGGGGUGGGUGGUGAUGAGACGGUCCUAGAUUCUGUAGUGUGGGGGUUUGAAUGAUUGAGAUUGAGAGAAACGUGAUCUGCUCGCCAUGUGAAUGACGGUAUAUGUAGACUAGCACGAUGCCACUUUCGCUUUCGUGCUUCGAAUCCAGUCUGCGUAGUAUGUUGACCCCAGAAGGGACCGUAUAUUAGCUAAAACGCUAUCAACUAUUUUGAACGUCCUUCAUUCGCU